Drosophila ananassae is the source of this 782-nucleotide messenger RNA. Its product is annotated as salivary glue protein Sgs-5. The transcript is spliced from 3 exons. The record is from RefSeq and is a predicted model, not a curated record. NCBI's taxonomy places the organism in Eukaryota, Metazoa, Arthropoda, Insecta, Diptera, Drosophilidae. Bases 71 to 589 code for a protein of 172 amino acids.
UGAAAAAGCAGUUAAGGUUAAACCAGCGAAUUUAAAGACUUGAUAUCACACUAUUGGUGCUGAUAAUAUAAUGUUCAACUUGCGAUUGAUACUUUUCGUUUUUGCUGUUUGGGGACUUUGCGAUUCAUGUUCCGCAACAGAAUCCCAGGCUGAGCCUGAAUCCGAGCCAGAGUCGGGGUCCGAGCCAGAGGUCAUAAUGAAUCCGGACCCAAAUCCUGAUCCUGAACCAACUUGCAAUGUCUGGUAUAGAAACUAUCAGUGGGUUCUCCAGGAUUGCUAUUGUCGACCUAUUCAAAAUGAGUGUCUUAUGGAUAUGGAAAAUAGUAGGCGAGCUGAAGACGGUUUAAAACCUCUUGUACCUGUUACGGAGGAUCUUUGCAUACAUUUUAUUCCCGAAAAGUGUCCAGUAGGAAUUCCAGUGGUGGCGUUAUUUCCUGUACCAGCUGCAUGUGGAUGCAAUCGUAAAAGAGGAUCUAUUGAAUCGAAACAAUUCUACAGUUUCAACCAUCUUCUUAAAUUCUCGGCUGAAAAUCGAAAACCAUUUUUAAGUUGGUCUUACACUUGGCCAAUCAAUAUGGAUUUGCAUUGAAACUUGUUAUUUAGUGAUUGGUCUGUUUAAAUAUUGUAAAUAAAAACGUUUCUAAAUUCAUAAACCAAAAUAGGUCUUUAAAUUAAAACAUAAAAAUUAAUUUUUGGAAUAUUGCAUGUAUUUACUAAAUGUAUAAUUUAAUAUAAAAAUUUACUUAAUUGCUUUAAUAAAACUUUUCCAUUGAUUUAAAGUA